This is a messenger RNA of Triticum turgidum subsp. durum (durum wheat), 399 nucleotides long. NCBI's taxonomy places the organism in Eukaryota, Viridiplantae, Streptophyta, Magnoliopsida, Poales, Poaceae. The record is from the annotation of a GenBank genome assembly.
AUGUGCUUGGAGUUCGGCUCGUGCUUCGGCGGCCGCAGACGUGACGACUACGGCCGCAGCAGAGGGCACCAUGGCCACGGCUACUGGUCAGAGCCGGCGCCGGUGUACCGACAGCCGCCCAUCGUCGCCGUCCACGAGGCCGGGCACAAAGCCUACCAAGAAGGCGCACCGAAAGCCGAGCACGCCGCCUACUUGCAAGACCAGGCUGGCAGCGAGACGCCGCCGAGGCAUCCUGCGUGGCACAGCAAGGUCGGCGUCGAAGCUGGCAACGGCGACUACACACCGCGCCCCCACGAAGCUGCGACUGAUCACCGGGUCCGGGAGCACGCCGCCAUGGAUUACCACCACUACCCAACCACUACCACUGCUCUCGCGAGGUACGAGGUGGCUAGUCGUUAG